AUGAAUAGUUCUUGGAUGUACCGUUGGUACGAUACCGUUGGCCCGCUGGUUCAGAGCCUGGCAUGCUUCGAUGGGAGCUCGGGGGGAGGUGCCGUUGCAACUGUUUGCUGGACCGGUCCCGCCGCCACCACCGUGGGCGCCGGCAGCGCCGCUGCUGCUGCCGCCAAGGCGGUGGAUGCGGCAGUACCGGUACGGCGACCGGCGCCGUCCUCCGCGGCCGCCCUGCUUGCCAGCGGCGGAGGUGGCAGAGGUGGCGAGCAGCCAGAAUUCCGAGAUAGCCGCCAAGCGGACGGCGGCGAGGGCGCUUGCGCGACUCUGGAGUUCCGUCGUAACGCCCACGGCAAGCCCCAUCUGAUCGUUCGGGCGCCCCUCGGGCCCGUACUGCAUCACAAUCUCACACACACACACGACUUGGCAGGUGUGGCGCUGCUCCGGCAACCGCAGCACCGGGAGACGGAGGCUUCUUCAGCCGCGUCAACGACACCUGGUGCCGUACACGUAUCGUACGGCGUCGGCCUGGACGUCGAGCGAUUAGACCGAGUCCCCCGGUACACUAUGGCGCUGGCUCGGAGGCGGCUGGCGGCGUCCGAGGUUCGCGACCUGGAAGCUCUUUCCGGGGAGGAGCGAGCUCGUCGUUUCAUGUGGUUGUGGACUCUCAAGGAGGCGUACGUGAAGGCCCGUGGCACGGGUAUCUCCGCGCCUCCGGGACUUCGGGGCUUUGCAAUCGGUUUCGAGGAUAUGCCCCCAGCCUCCUCAGCCUCCCCCGGUGACGGUGUUGGCGACUACUGCCAUUUCGAGGGCCCCCAAACGCACUUCAGCUUCUUGCUCUUCCAGCCCACCCCACAUCACGUGGGUGCGCUGUGCCUGGCGGUUCAUCCGGCGAGUGCCGCCGCGGCUGCCGUACGCACCGCCGCGGUCUCAUUGGCGUUACAGACCCACGCAGAUGGGCCCGUCGUCCGCGCCGCCGCCAGCGGCCUGGUGGUCCCCCACCAGCACCAGCACCAGCAGGAGGAGGAGGAGGAGGAGGAGGAUGAUGCUGCCGAGGUGUAG
This is a messenger RNA of Volvox carteri f. nagariensis, 1050 nucleotides long. RefSeq lists its product as uncharacterized. The record is from RefSeq and is a predicted model, not a curated record. Gene Ontology annotation, cellular component: cytosol. The transcript has 11 exons. Bases 1 to 1050 code for a protein of 349 amino acids. NCBI's taxonomy places the organism in Eukaryota, Viridiplantae, Chlorophyta, Chlorophyceae, Chlamydomonadales, Volvocaceae. Gene Ontology annotation, molecular function: holo-[acyl-carrier-protein] synthase activity; magnesium ion binding.